Molecule: messenger RNA, 1865 nt
Organism: Penaeus vannamei (Pacific white shrimp)
Lineage: Eukaryota; Metazoa; Arthropoda; Malacostraca; Decapoda; Penaeidae
Source: RefSeq, a predicted model, not a curated record
GCUAAUGAAAGCCGUGUGAUGUUACAGUAGUUCAAUUGGGUUUCUUCGGACAAGCAGCAGGGGUCAUGGGUAUCGCUCGCAGUAAACUCAAGAAACAGAAAGAUUCCAGAACCAAGAAACAAAAUGAAUACCAUGGAUUAACACAGCAACAGUUGACAAAGCAAGGUCAGAAUGAGCAGGCUCAUCAGCAACAGCCUGCACAUCCAGCUCCCAGAUUUACACAGCAGUUGUUGGAUCAGGAGAAAGAAUCUCAAAGGAACAGUGAGGCAGAAUGGAGAAGGAAAGAAAAGGCUCGUCAGCAACAGCUUGAGCCCCCAGCUCCCAAAUUUACACAGCAGCAGUUGUUGGACCAGGAGGAAGAACUACGGAAGAGAGAGGCAGAAUGGAGGAAAGAGCAGGCUCGUCAGCAACAGCUUGAGCCCCUAGCUCCCAAAUUUACACAGCAGCAGUUGUUGGACCAGGAGGAAGAACUUCUACGGAAGAGAGAGGCACAAUGGAGAAAGAAUGAGCAGGUUCGUCAGCAACAGCCUGCGCAUCCAGCUCCCAGAUUUACACAGCAGCAGUUGUUGGACCAGGAGGAAGAACUUUUACGAAAGAGAGAGGCACAAUGGAGAAAGAAUGAGCAGGUUCGUCAGCAACAGCCUGCGCAUCCAGCUCCCAGAUUUACACAGCAGCAGUUGUUGGACCAGGAGGAAGAACUUCUACGGAAGAGAGAGGCACAAUGGAGAAAGAAUGAGCAGGUUCGUCAGCAACAGCCUGCGCAUCCAGCUCCCAGAUUUACACAGCAGCAGUUGUUGGACCAGGAGGAAGAACUUCUACGAAAGAGAGUGGCACAAUGGAGAAAGAAUGAGCAGGUUCGUCAGCAACAGCCUGCGCAUCCAGCUCCCAGAUUUACACAGCAGCAGUUGUUGGACCAGGAGGAAGAACUUCUACGGAAAAAGAGAGGCAAUGGAGAAAGAAUGAGCAGGUUCGUCAGCAACAGCCUGCGCAUCCAGCUCCCAGAUUUACACAGCAGCAGUGUUGGACCAGGAGAAGAACUUCUACGGAAGAGAGAGGCACAAUGGAGAAAGAAUGAGCAGGUUCGUCAGCAACAGCCUGCGCAUCCAGCUCCCAGAUUUACACAGCAGCAGUUGUUGGACCAGGAGGAAGAACUUCUACGGAAAAGAGAGGUACAAUGGAGAAAGAAUGAGCAGGUUCGUCAGCAACAGCCUGCGCAUCCAGCUCCCAGAUUUACACAGCAGCAGAUGUUGGACCAGGAGGAAGAACUUCUACGGAAGAGAGAGGCACAAUGGAGAAAGAAUGAGCAGGUUCGUCAGCAACAGCCUGCGCAUCCAGCUCCCAGAUUUACACAGCAGUUGUUGGAUCAGGAGAAAGAAUCUCAAAGGAACAGUGAGGCAGAAUGGAGAAGGAAAGAAAAGGCUCGUCAGCAAAAGCUUGAGCCUCCAGCUCCCAAAUUUACACAGCAGCAGUUGUUGGACCAGGAGGAAGAACUUCUACGAAAGAGAGAGCAGCAGUUGUUGGACCAGGAAGAAGAACUUCUACGGAAGAGAGAGGCACAAUGGAGAAAGAAUGAGCAGGUUCGUCAGCAACAGCCUGCGCAUCCAGCUCCCAGAUUUACACAGCAGCAGUUGUUGGACCAGGAGGAAGAACUUCUACGAAAGAGAGAGCAGCAGUUGUUGGACCAGGAAGAAGAACUUCUACGGAAGAGAGAGUCAGAAUGGAGAAAGAAUGGGCAGGUUCGUCAACAACAGCUUGAGCCAUCAGAUUCCAGAUUUACACAGCAGCAGUUGUUGGACCAGGAAGAAGAACUUCUACAGAAGAGAGAGGCAGAAUGGAGAAAGAAUGAGCAGGCUAGUCAGAAAUAG